UGGAGAGUCGGAGAAACUUCUGGAACUUUCCGCGGCGGUUAUAUAGCGCGGGCGGCCGCAGCUCAGCGGGCAGAGCUCGAAGCUGCAGCCGCGGAGAGAGAGCACUGAGAUCGGCUAGGAUCUGGAGAGAUCACCGCUGCGGAGAACCGGACUUUACCGCUGAGCUCUGACCCCGCGAAUCUGUUUACCCGCUUCUUUAGCGUUAUUUUCCGCUUUAGCUGCGCUGACACUAAGUUUUCGUAGAUGGUGAAGAUGGGGAAGGAUUAUUACAGUGUUCUGGGGAUUAAAAAAGGGGCGUCGGACGACGAGAUAAAGAAAGCGUACCGGAAACAGGCGCUGAAAUAUCACCCCGAUAAAAACAAGUCCCCCGGAGCCGAGGAGAAGUUCAAGGAGAUCGCCGAGGCUUACGACGUGCUGAGCGACUCCAAAAAGAAGGAUAUUUACGAUAGAUUCGGGGAGGAAGGGUUGAAGGGUGGAGCUGGUGGAGGAGGUCCAAAUGGCCCCGGCGGUUUUACCUACACGUUCCAGGGCGACCCUCACGCCAUGUUCAGCGAGUUCUUCGGCGGCAGGAACCCGUUCGAGCAGUUCUUCGGCCACGGUUACGGUCCUGAAGAGGACAUGGAGACGGACAACCCCUUCAUGAACUUCGGUAUGGGAGGAAUGGGGGGGAUGGGCGGUGGUCGGCCCUUCAACAUGCGGCCCGGUGGGCCGGGCGGGAAGCUGGAGAAGAGGCAGGACCCGCCGGUGACCCACGAACUGAAGGUCAGCCUGGAGGAGGUGUUCAGCGGCUGCACCAAGAAGAUGAAGAUCUCCCGCCGGAGGCUGAACCCCGACGGCAGGAGCACCAGGUCCGAGGACAAGAUCCUGACGGUGGAGGUGAAGAAAGGCUGGAAGGAGGGAACCAAGGUCACCUUCCCCAAAGAGGGCGACGAGACGCCGACCAACAUUCCCGCCGACGUGGUGUUCGUGGUGAAGGACAAGCCGCACCCGGUGUUCAAACGAGACGGAUCUGAUAUCAUCUACCCAGCCAAGGUCACGCUGAAGGAGGCUCUGUGCGGGUGCUCAGUGAAGGCUCCCACGCUGGACGGACGCUCCGUUACCGUCACGGUGCAGGACAUCGUACGCCCCGGGAUGAAGAGGCGUGUCACAGGGGAGGGGCUUCCCUUUCCUAAAACCCCGGAUCGCCGUGGCGACCUCAUCGUGGAGUUCGAAGUGAAGUUCCCUGAAAGGUUAAGCCAGGACGCCAAGGACACCAUCGCUCGAGUCCUGCCCACGUCCUGAGCCCCGUACCCAACCCGCUCCGUCACGGGGACGCCCGUAGAGCUGGUGGCGUGAAACUGAGGCGUAACGAGCGGUGAUGAUGCAAAGUCACGUCCACGCCUCGUCCAACUCGCCAACUGUGUCUCUGAUCUCUAUAACGCUGGACUGUGAAAGCCAGCGACUGCUGGACAGACUGGUAUAUAAAACGCUGAGCUUCAUUUACGCUUUCAGGACCGUUUUCCGUGAGUUUGCUUAUGAACUCACAGGACUUUCCGAUCACUGCCGCACAAACUUUCAGCGUUAAGCUGAUACCAAAGUAGCAGAAAAUUUAACAAACUGUUAUUAGCAGCCUGUGUAAAGGAAAGGAUGUUUCUUCUAUGCACUUUUGUAAUAUUGUAAGCUUUUGUCAGCUUUCAUUUACUUGAAUCUUGUAAAUACUAUAGUAAAUACUUCUUCCAAUUGAAUUUAGUUUAUUUUUAUUUUCAUUACGCAGCAAUGUUGUAAUGGAAUAAAUGGGUGUCUGCUUUGUCGGACGUUUACAGAUUC
Molecule: messenger RNA, 1806 nt
Organism: Astyanax mexicanus (Mexican tetra)
Lineage: Eukaryota; Metazoa; Chordata; Actinopteri; Characiformes; Acestrorhamphidae
Gene: dnajb1b
Product: DnaJ heat shock protein family (Hsp40) member B1b
Exons: 3
Coding region: 244-1281 (345 amino acids)
Cellular component (GO): cytosol
Molecular function (GO): Hsp70 protein binding; transcription corepressor activity
Source: RefSeq, a predicted model, not a curated record